Molecule: messenger RNA, 4708 nt
Organism: Crotalus tigris (Tiger rattlesnake)
Lineage: Eukaryota; Metazoa; Chordata; Lepidosauria; Squamata; Viperidae
Gene: GPT2
Product: glutamic--pyruvic transaminase 2
Exons: 12
Coding region: 119-2002 (627 amino acids)
Biological process (GO): biosynthetic process
Molecular function (GO): L-alanine:2-oxoglutarate transaminase activity; pyridoxal phosphate binding
Source: RefSeq, a predicted model, not a curated record
ACUACAAGCCCCAUCGGGCAGCGCUCCACGGCUGGCGCAAUCCCCACGGCCAGCUGCUGCGAGGGCCGGCCGGCUGGGCGGCUCCCGACUCGGAGUCCGGCAGGCGUGGGGGAGACCAAUGGGCUUUCCCAGAGCCGGCUUCGUUGCAAAGGCAGCCGAGGCCGGCCGCUCAUUGGAGAGCUCGGUGGGGCGCUGCCUCUGCCCUCCCCUCCCCUCCUUUUUCUCUUUUUUGCAAGCGGAGGGGCCGUUCCGACGCGCGUUCACUCGCUCGCUUUUUUUGCAAACGGGCGAUCUCCUCUGCUUCUCGCAGGGCGCUGGUGCGGGCGCCAUGCACCGCUUGUCGGGGCUGAGCAGGGAAGCCGUCGCCGUCGCCCCGCUUCGCCUCCCCGAGCGCCGAGCCGAGGCCGUGCGCUUCCUGGCCCGGUUGGCCACCGGCAAAGAGCCGCGCGGCGUCGCCCAGCCGCCGAUGGGGACGGAGCGGGCUGCCCGGCCGGGGCUGGCCGGCUGGAGCAGCGCCGCCGCCGAAGCCCCCGCGCUACACCUGAAGGAGAAGGCGCCUCGCGAGAAGAUCCUCACGUUGGAAUCCAUGAACCCGCAGGUCAAGGCGGUGGAGUACGCCGUGCGGGGGCCCAUCGUCCUGAAAGCGGGCGAGAUCGAGAAAGAACUGCGGAAGGGCAUCAAAAAACCUUUCACAGAAGUCAUCAAGGCCAACAUUGGUGAUGCUCACGCCAUGGGACAGCAGCCCAUCACCUUCCUUCGACAGGUGGUGGCGCUUUGUACUUACCCCAACCUGCUGGACAGCCCCAGUUUCCCAGAAGAUUCCAAGAAGAGGGCAAGACGGAUCUUGCAAGGCUGUGGAGGCAACAGCUUAGGUUCGUACAGCGCCAGCCAAGGAAUCAAUUGCAUUCGUGAAGAUGUCGCGGCAUACAUUGAGCGGCGAGAUGGUGGCGUCCCUGCAGAUCCAGAGAACAUCUAUUUGACCACAGGAGCAAGCGAUGGCAUUGCUACCAUUCUCAAGAUCCUCGUCUCGGGAGGUGGGAGAUCCCGAACUGGAGUGAUGAUCCCAAUUCCUCAAUAUCCUUUAUAUUCAGCUGCCAUUUCCGAAUUGGAUGCCAUCCAGGUGAACUAUUACCUGGACGAAGAGAACUGCUGGGCCCUAGAUGCGAACGAAUUACGCCGCUCCUUAUAUGAAGCCAAAGCGUAUUGUAACCCCAAGGUUCUUUGCAUCAUUAAUCCUGGAAACCCCACAGGUCAAGUUCAAAAUCGAAAAUGUAUUGAAGAGGUCAUACAUUUUGCCUGGGAAGAGAAACUGUUUCUUCUGGCUGACGAGGUUUAUCAAGACAACGUCUACGCGGAGAACUGCCAGUUCCACUCCUUCAAAAAAAUCCUUUAUGAAAUGGGACCCGAUUAUUGGAACAAUGUUGAACUUGCUUCUUUUCAUUCCACUUCCAAGGGCUACAUGGGCGAGUGUGGCUACCGAGGAGGCUACAUGGAGGUGAUAAACCUGCAUCCAGAAAUUAAAGGGCAGCUAGUUAAGCUCCUCUCUGUUCGUUUGUGUCCACCUGUCUCCGGUCAAGCUGCUAUGGAUGUUGUCGUGAACCCCCCUGUUCCUGGAGAAGAAUCAUAUGCCCAGUUUAUUAAGGAAAAGGAGUCAGUUUUGAACAACCUUGCAAUGAAAGCCAAACUAACCGAAGACUUGUUCAAUCAAGUGCCAGGGCUCCACUGCAACCCACUUCAAGGAGCCAUGUAUGCGUUCCCACAAAUUUAUAUCCCUGCCAAGGCUGUUGAAAUAGCCAAGGUCCACCAAAUGGCUCCCGACAUGUUCUACUGUAUGAAACUUUUAGAAGAAACCGGAAUCUGUGUUGUUCCUGGAAGCGGGUUUGGCCAAAGAGAAGGAACUUAUCAUUUUAGGAUGACGAUUCUCCCACAAGUAGAGAAACUAAAGAUCUUAUUGGAGAAAGUGAAAGAUUUCCAUAUAAAAUUUCUGGAGGAAUACUCUUAAAAUAAAGACUCCUUGUUUUUUUUUAAGACUGUAUCUUUGAAAGUGCAUUCAAGCUGCGACAGAAAAAUAAGAUUUUUCAGAGGUGGCGGUCUUUUUUAAAUCAAAUUCAUGAUAGAAUUACAAUGACUAGAGCUUCAGUUUGAUAGAAAAGACUAGUAAAAUACGAACCUACAAAAAUAAGAUACGGGAAAUGCAUUAAAAGAAUUAUUAACGCAGUCAUUGGUUGCAAAUUGAGAUGUCACAAAAAUUGCCUCAGUCCCUCAGUAUGAAAGUAAAACUUGAUUGCCUUGGUGCCGAUAAACAUUCUUUAUGCUUUUCUUUAAAAAAAAAAAAGAUAUCACAAUAUCCUUUCCUACCAAACCAAUUUAGGAAACUACAGUUGUACAGGUAAGCUAAAAGCACAGAUGAAAUUAUUUGGAACUCUUCUGGUGAACCUAUCUAAGGGAGAUGAAGUGAAGAAAUCUUUUGCAAAUAAAAGUAUUAAAAUGUCUUUGUUUCCAGAUCAAAGAAGAGGCUCAAGAUUCAGUGCCUUUUGAAUUUCUGGCAAAACUGCCUCAACAUGCAAAAUACAACAUUUAUCUCCUUUGAUAAGAAGAUAGGUCACUUCAUCUGUUUACAAGCAUGACUGAAAAAUAAGUAAAAGGAAGAGAGCUAGAAAGAGACUUGGAGGAUUAUAACAAUACUUAAACUCCUAUUUAAUUUUAGCCAGCUGUUUCCAAGCUAGAAAUAUUGAGUUUAAGCUUCCUUUGGCCAGGAUGAGUGCUGGUUCUUAAUAAAUUGGGAAGCGGGGAGCAACUUGGUUGCAGAAAUCUGAGUAGGAACAUUUUGGAAAAUAAAUGUCUGGUUACUCUGGAUAAAGUGUCCAAACAAAAGGAGACCUUAUUGGGAUGUUGGAUUAUAUCUUUGCAUAGUAAACAAAAAUUGAUGAUAACAGAGAAACAUUUGCUCAUAAAAACUUCUGGUUUUCUUGAUCACUGUUCUUCGUGAAAAGGUCUCUGAUUGCCCUUGCAUAAUCUUAAAGGGGCCAACAUAGACAAGACUGAACAAUAAGAAAGGGUCCAAUUUGAUGUUGCCUCCCUGAAUAUUCAGAUUCCUUCAGGACUAUGAUUUGAAUUUAAAUUGUUAUUAAACUAGGACUUGGUUGGAAACUUAGUCUGCUUCAAACUGUGUUUCUGCUUGUCAAAUUUCAACUGUUCAGAAGCUAUUCACUCAAAUUUCUUAAUUGAGUAAAUGUUGUUUGAUGUUGGAAGGCCGAUCUAUGUACAUGAAAACAUAAAUAACGGAACAGGAUAGCAAAAGAAAUGUUUCUCACAUGUCUAAAUAGGAUGUCACUUGCUUAUUUUGACCCAUGGCGUCAAGCCUCUAAUAACAAGAUUCCACCAUACAGUAGAAGGAAAAAAUCAUAUGGAGUUUCAUUAAUCGGGCUGAAUUCCAGGAGAAGAAAAAUUCUUUUUUCCAGAUUGUUUCACCAAAGGGCUAAUGGCUCUUUGCCAGAUAAGACUGAAAUAUCCAUUAGUUGUGUUUUGAAAUCCCUCUUCUCAACCUUUAAAACUUCUCUUAUACUUGGAUAUCAUAAAAUAAGGUUUAGAAUUGCUUCCCACCUAAUGCUCUUCAGAUACAAUGGGAAUUAUGGAUUCAAUGCAUCUGAAGAUCUCUUAUAUUGCAUUUUGUCAUGUUGGUCGAGUUGUUACAAAUUAUAUCAAAAAUGUACCAUCAGUACUCAAAAGGUUUCUUAAUUAUCAAGAUUAUAUGUCAUUUUGAGUAGCUGAGCCAGUUUCCCGAAGUUUCAUACCAAAUAUCUCUUCUGUUGGAAAUUACUUGACCGCACUGUUUUCUUAAUGAUAUGCUUGGUUGGGUGCAAGUUUCAUACUAUAAAUUACAAUUGGCUGCCUUUUAAAUCAUAUUUGGUAUUUUGUUGACGACAUCAAUUUGUAGGAGGGUGAUAGCAAUUCUCAAAGCCGUGGCAAUUUCCUCCCAAAUCUUUAAGUUGCCAUGUACUACAUGAAUGUAGUCAACCAAUGCAAGAGAAUGUUAACGCUUCAUCCAGAGCAGUUGCAAUUAAAAAUAUUUUUGUAAGUAAACAUUUUCAGAUGGCAUGGAUGGGAAGUGAGCAUUUGUAGUCCUUUGUUUUUCUCUUGUGGUAACUUUUUAAUGCUACUGAAAAUGGUGUCAAGUUUACAUGUUUCUAACUCAUGCUUUUACAGAGAGACUUUGAAAUUUUACUUCUUUGCACUUUUUAAAAGUGGGAGGUAGUGCUACUUUUGAUUUACUCUCAACUCUAAAAUACCAACUUCUAGCUUUCCUUGUGACUCAGAAACGGUAUUUUAUGGUGCCUUUGGAUUUCUGAUAUUUUGGAGUUUAUAACAUCUCUGAGCAUGGUGCAUAAUAUAAUCAUUGUUAAGGCUGAUUUGUCACAUUGGUCAUUACUGCAAGGAAAUUAACAUGCCACUUAAUUGUCCUUGGCUAGUGAUUGUCAUUUUCUCAGAUCUGCUUCCAAGCCUUGAUAGAUAUGAUCCUCGGAUGGUUUCAAAAUAAUUAAACUGUAGGAGCCAUUUCAUUUUUUUUUUUUUAUGUCAAGAAUUGAUUACCAAGGCAAGCUAACAUUAUGAUGUUUGGUCAUGGGUUUGUUUUUCCUGCCUUCUGGUGUUCUUCAUCCUGUUCUUGGAUGACUUUUUAAAUUUUUACUAAUAAAAGAGCUAUUAUGAA